Oryza sativa Japonica Group (Japanese rice) is the source of this 2298-nucleotide messenger RNA. Its product is annotated as scarecrow-like protein 34. Gene Ontology annotation, molecular function: sequence-specific DNA binding; DNA-binding transcription factor activity. Lineage: Eukaryota; Viridiplantae; Streptophyta; Magnoliopsida; Poales; Poaceae. The record is from RefSeq and is a predicted model, not a curated record. Gene Ontology annotation, biological process: regulation of DNA-templated transcription. Gene Ontology annotation, cellular component: nucleus.
AGUUGCGUCGCGUCUUCCUCCCCGCCGCCGCCUUCCUUGAACCUGUCUCCAUUAACUCCUCCAUGUCUCCAUUGUCUCCCUCCACACUAACAUCCACUAUUAUCGGAUCGCAAGAAUCCACAGCCCGGCCAUGGCCGCCGCCGCGCCGCAGCUGGAGGAACUCGUCGACCUCGAGCCCUUCUCUCCGUCGCUCUUCCUCGACCUGCCCCCGACGCCGCACAGCGACGACCCCAACGAUGACGAUCUCAUCCUCCCCUUCAUCUCUCGCAUGCUCAUGGAGGACGACAUCGACGACAAGUUCUUCUACCAGUUUCCCGACCACCCUGCUCUCCUCCACGCCCAGCAGCCCUACGCCCAAAUCCUCGACGCCCCAUCCGACGACACCACCACCAACUCCUCCGACGACUCCGCCUCCGCCACCACCAACAACACAACCAACUCCGCCGCCGCCGCCAACGCCUCCUGGCCCUACGACCCCAUCGAGCUCUCUCAGCUGCUCCAAUCCCCGCCCCACCCCGUCUCCGACAACCACGACGCCGACGUCGGCGACACCAGGAGCGCGCCGGAAGACGACAAAGACCUGAAACUUCUGUUCUCCGCCGCCGACAACAUGGAGAUGCUCAACAUGGCGUUCCUCAAGGGCAGGGAGGAGGCCAACAAGUUGGUGCCCACCAACAACACCCUCUUCGCCGGCUUCGACGGCGCCUCGCUGCUCAAGACGGAGCCGGCGGUGGAUGAGCCCACGUUAAUGUUCGGACGAAGCGGCGGCAGCGGCAGGGGCCGGAAGAACAGGCACGGCGAGGAGGACGACCUGGAGGCGGAGACCGGCAGGAGCAGCAAGCUGAUGGUGCCACCGCAAGAGGCCACCGCGGCCGCCAGCGAGAUGUUCGACGAAAUAAUGUUCAACUGGUACGAGGUGAUCAUGAAAGGGAUGGAGGAGCUGCGCGUCGCCAUGGACAGCGAGGCCGAGAAGAAGGCCCGGAACGGCGGCGGGGCCGGCCGGAGGGCGGCGCGCGCAAAGGCGGCGGUGGUCGACCUACACACCCUGCUCAUCCACUGCGCGCAGGCGGUGGCGACGAGCGACCGGCGGAGCGCCACCGAGCUGCUGAAGCAGAUCAAGCAGAACUCGUCGGCGAGAGGGGACGCGACGCAGAGGCUGGCGUGCUGCUUCGCCGAGGGGCUGGAGGCGCGGCUCGCCGGCACGGGGAGCCAGGUGUACAAGUCGCUCGUUGCGAAGUGCACGUCGACGGUGGACUUCCUCAAGGCGUACAAGCUGUUCGCGGCGGCCUGCUGCAUCAAGAAGGUGAGCUUCAUCUUCUCCAACAAGACCAUCCUGGACGCCGUGGCGGGGAAGCGCAAGCUGCACAUCGUGGACUACGGCCUCAGCUACGGAUUCCAGUGGCCAGGUCUGUUCAAGUGUCUGUCGGAGAGGGAAGGCGGGCCGCCGGAGGUGAGGAUUACGGGCAUCGACUUCCCGCAGCCGGGGUUCCGGCCAGCCGACCAGAUCGAGGAGACAGGCCGGCGGCUGAGCAACUGCGCGCGCCAAUUCGGCGUGCCAUUCAGGUUCCAAGCCAUUGCUGCAAAGUGGGAGACGGUCCGCCGCGAGGACCUCCACCUCGACCGAGAAGAAGAAGAAGAAGAAGAAGAAGAGGUGCUCGUGGUGAACUGCCUCCACUUCUUGAACGCCCUGCAGGACGAGAGCGUGGUUGUGGACAGCCCGAGCCCCAGAGACAUGGUGCUCAACAACAUCCGCGACAUGAGGCCUCACGUGUUCGUCCAGUGCGUCGUCAAUGGCGCGUACGGCGCGCCCUUCUUCCUGACGCGCUUCAGGGAGACGCUCUUCUUCUACUCGUCGCAGUUCGACAUGCUGGACGCCACCAUCCCGCGCGACAACGACGAGCGGCUGCUCAUCGAGCGGGACAUAUUGGGGCGCUGGGCCCUCAACGUCAUCGCCUGCGAGGGCGCAGACAGGGUGGAUCGCCCGGAGACGUACAAGCAGUGGCUGGUGCGCAACCACCGGGCCGGCCUCACGCAGCUGCCAUUGCAGCCUCAGGUGGUUGAGCUUGUGAGAGACAAGGUCAAAAAACUCUAUCACAAAGACUUCGUCAUCGACGUCGAUCACAAUUGGCUGCUGCAGGGAUGGAAGGGGCGGAUACUGUACGCCAUGUCCACAUGGGUAGCUGAUCGUGAUCACAAAUCCCUCUUUUAGUUCAAGAUUUAAUUAUCUGCUUCAAUUACUUACAAAUUGAGAACUAGAUAUAUACUCCUACAUGAUAUAAUAUCUUCAUUUGCAAUGUA